This is a messenger RNA of Dermacentor albipictus, 1017 nucleotides long. NCBI's taxonomy places the organism in Eukaryota, Metazoa, Arthropoda, Arachnida, Ixodida, Ixodidae. The record is from RefSeq and is a predicted model, not a curated record.
AUGGUCGGCUUCAGACCCUCGCUGUCCACUCAAGAGGUCAUGCUGCUGAUCAAGAGGCAGAUAGUCGACGUGGUCACGAGAGACGUCCGAGGCAUCUUGGCGCUGGACAUCGCCAAGGCCUUCGACACGGUCAAACACAAGCACCUCCUCGACACUGUGACGAGACUGAACCUUGGCGAACGCUUUCACGCGUACGUGAGCUCUUUCCUAAGAGAUCGCAAGGCCACGAUCAAGUUGGGCCAGAUCAAGUCGGACGGAUACGCGCUGGGAGCCUGCGGCACGCCGCAGGGUGCGGUGUUAUCUCCACUGCUCUUCAACAUCGCCAUGAGAGACCUAUCAGUCCGACUCGACCGAAUCGGGCUCGCCAAUCUCAAUCACACUCUCUACGCGGACAUCGCCGUCUGGUGCGGUGGUGGGUCGGACGCAGCGGUGGAGCGGGCCUUGCAAGAGGCCUUGCACGUCACGGAAGAAUUCCUCGAGGGCACGGGACUGGUCCUCUCGCCGACCAAGUCGGAACUCUUGCUGUAUCGGCCCGACAGAAAAGGCCGCAAGUUCGACACGACGCUGGACCAAGGGAACAAGUUCGACGCACUCAUGAGGAAGAGCAUUAAACGAGUACUCGGCAUCCCCUUGACGACCAGCACGGAGAAGUUGAUGCAAUUCGGCGUCCACAACACCCUGAGCGAAGUGAUCGAAGCACAGAAAACGGCACAGAUCGUUCGCCUCUCUACCACCAAGGCCGGCCGUGGAAUACUCGAGAUGGCGGGUCUGGCAGCCAUGGCCGAGGAGCCGUGCGCAGUCCCGCUCUGCGAGGGUGAAAGGGACGUCUUCCGAGUCUCCCCGUUCCCGAGGAACGUUCAUCCACAAAACAACGAGGCCCGGCGCGCAGCCAGAGCCCGAGCACACAUCAAGACUGCCCUGCAGAACCCAGAGCUCGCGUCCUUUGUCGACGCGGCGCGGUAUCCCGGAUCAAACUCCUACGCGGCCGCGGUGUUGACCCCCAGGGCAAGAUCCUGA